GUUUGCAGAAAAAUGGUUGCCAAAACUAUAUAUUUUCUAUUGCUGUUCGAGCAUAUUACUCACAAGUAAGUGUACAUUUGGAAAAAACGCCCCUGCAUUUUGGGGUGGAAAGCGUCCUAGAUGAACCAUUUGCAUCCAUUCAUUCGCGAUCGUUUCAUUCAUAAAGCGGCCAUGCGAAAGAGCGAACAAUUUUGAGCGAAUGAUGCACCCCCGAAUGAUCGAUCCAUUCGAGCAGUGUGCGUUCUUGUUCAUUUCCCAUUCCAGUAUUCGAAGUGAGAAACACACUGGAAUGAGCGAGAAAGUCAGCGUAUCUGUGUGCGUGAGAGAGAGAAAGGGAGAGCGUGAAAGAGAGCAAGUGUGGAUCGGGCACCGAACGGGAAUGAACAUCUUGUUCGGGAACGCAUUCAAUCGGGACCAUUUCAUUCGAGCAGUUGUAACUGAUCGAGCCAGACGCGAGCACAGUCUGCUCUGUACCCUUGGUGUGAUCGUGUCGUUUUCUGUUCAAGUUUUGUUCAAAAAAACACGCAUUGCCUUUCGGACAAACUUUUUUGGCGCGUUUGGUGUGUGAUCUCGUGUUUUAUCUUGUGUUGUGAACUGAUAGUUCUGUUCACAGAAAAAAAAAGAUUUUAAUUGUAACAUUCUCCUCCUGAACAUAACAAUUGAAGUGUGAGCAGUGUUGAUAGUACAUGGAAAGAAAAAUACUUAAUGUUUACUUGUGGCGGAGAAAGCAAUUUUAAAUAUUAUUGAUAAAAAAACGUAAAACAUUGUAACGAAGCAUAUUGUGUUCAAGCUUCGUAUUUUUUUUGUUCUCUUUGGUCUGGCAAAUUUUAACGAAGCAACAGUUGUGAUCCGGUUACAAGUAACAGUUGUGUGAUAUUUGUUGCUGGUGAUGGUUUAACACGUUUGUACGGAUUUGUACUGAUUGGUAAUUCGCAUAAUAGUGUCCAAAGAGAACAAACCGUACGGUGCGAGUGUGUUCUAGCGCAAUGUCCAACGCGUGGCCCCCGGGGCCAACCGGAACCGGAAGGGUCCGGAACCGUGGCGGUACGGUACCGCCCAUCAAUCAAUACCCCAGUCCGCUAUCAACGGUAACCGUGCGGUUGCUGAUGGUGGUAACACUUGCGGCAACAACCACCGUCCUCCUAUCAACUGGAGCGGAUGGGUCGAUCAUACCGGCGACAAAGACCGAAGAGCACGACUAUGCCGGAGCAUUGCAGGAUCUCGAAACGGGCUGCAUCAAUCGUUGCCCCGACCAGAAUCAAACGAGCUUCACCGAGCACAUCGAUGCCAGCUGUGGAAAUGACUGUUACAUCAAACAGUGUACGAUUGGAUGCCGGCAGUGGGAGCUUGCACUAGAGUCCAGCUGUCAGCAUGCGUGUGUAAGUAUACCUGGUAAGACACUAAGCAUUUACAACACACAAACUAAACGGAUCUUCGAUCCAUAUACGCACACACAGAACGUCAGCGAUCAGGAGCUGUUGGAAGCCCGGGAAUGGUCCUGCAUUGCGGGAUGUAAUGAUGGGCUGAGCCGGUACUUUCGGUGGCUUAAGGCGGAGAUCGGUACACCGCAUGCGCCGGCCCUUGUCGCCGACAGUCUUACCGCGACGGCACUCGCACUGGAAUGGGAAAUCCCAGAGCGUCUGGUACGGUUGGCACGCCACCGUAACCGUGGUCCGCGCAGCUAUCUUGUCCAGUGGCGUUACGAGGAGGUAGCCGGUGACUGGAAGUACUACCGGAACCAGAGCAUGGGUGACAGUUCGACCGUGCGCGUUGACAACCUGCAACCAUACACCAAGUAUCGGUUUCGGGUAGCGCUGCUACUCUCGCCCCACCACGACCAGGUCCUGACAUCCGAGCAGAGUGUCAUCAUCAGCACGCUACCGUCCGGUGUACCUACGUCGGAGCCCACGAUCGUGCGUGCAGUGGCGGUAGAUCACUCGCGCAUUUCCAUCUCCUGGGAGCCAGGUCCAUUCCCGAACGGUCCCGUACUGUCAUACGUGCUGCAAAUUAAAGAUCUCCACCCGAUCGGCUACAGUGCCCUCAAGGAAAUCCCGGAAUCAAACACGUCCCGCCAUUACAUGUUCGAGAAGCUGGAACCCGAGCGUAAUUAUUCGGUUUCGGUAGCGAUGAGCAAUCCGGCUGGUGAAGGUCCCGCCUCGGUAACACUCGUGGCCACGCCGCCGAAAGCUACCGGUCACGAGGAAGCACUACUGCCAACGCUUAUUCUCGGUGCGGAACGUUCCAUCCUGGCGCAAAGUUCACUGACGCUGUUCUCCGACCCGCCGACAAGCGUGUACGCUAGCAUCGAACACAAAAUUCGUGGUACAGCAACACACAUUCGGCGGGGGCUACUGUUCGUGUCGGACGAUGCCGGUUACAUCUAUCGUGCCCCAUCGCGGCCCGGUGCCGAGAAGGCACGGGUCGCCAUCUUGGUACCGAGCGCCGCCAAUAACUUCCGGCCGACGCUGCUAUCCGUCGAUUGGUUGAACGAGCAUCUGUACGUACUGGGACAGGCGCGUCCAACGAAGUUGUGGCAGAUUGCGUACUGCGAUUUCACCGGCGGCCAUCUGACGGUUGCGAUCGCGGGUCUUCAACGACGGCCGGACCAUUUUGCGGUCGAUCCGUACAAUGGUUACCUGUUCUGGGUGGUCGGUGGUACCGGAUCAGAUACGGGACUCUUUCGGCUUGAUUUGGGCGACAUUUCGAACGGUGUGCGCCAUGAAAUCCGACCGGUGCAGAUGGUGAGCGGACGGAAUCUGGGUGCGUUUACGCUCGAUCAUGCUAACUUUCGGGUGCUGUUAGCGGAUCAAGGUAAUAAUACGGUACUGGCGGUUUCGUUCGAUGGUAGCAAGCAGGAGGACAUUCGCAACAACACGCAGCAGCCACGGUUCGAGCGCGUCAAAUCGUUAGCACGCGCGAAUGGGCUGUUUUACUGGACGAACGGUACGGAGGUGUUUGCGGAGGACUAUCACCGGGUGCACAAUAGCUACUACCAUAACGCGUUCCCGAUAGCGGCCAACAAUACGUACUUUAGCAUUAGCGUUAAUAUGACAGCUGAACAACCGAUCCCGGUACCGGUGAACCCGCCGCGUAACCUGCAAGCACUCGCCUCACCGGACAAGCUGAAGGUGUCCUGGGACGUACCUUAUCUGCUCGGUGUGAAGGGACGCGGUGCCUGGCAAUCCUGGAGCUACCUGGUGGAGGUGAGUGACGAGCAGCUCGCUAGUGUGCUGCAUGUCGCUACGGUUAAUGGUACCAGCUACGCAUGUGACAUUGCCGGCCGAUUGCUACCGAACCGGGUGUACACGGUGCGGGCAGCCGCCUUUACGACCGCAGGUCGUGGACCGUGGAGUCGGGAGUUCCGCGUGCGUACGCUGCGCCCGGAAAGUCAGCACCAUCUCGUGUGGGCCAGCACGGACGGUAUAGUGCGCAGUGAUGUGAUCGGUGAGCAUGUGUCGACGCUUAUACCACGCUCGACCGAGCUGGACGGUGCUGCCGUAACAAGCCUGGCCUGGCACGCGCGCACACUUUACGUCGUGAGCAACUCCACGCUGCGGAUGUACCGGGAACCGAGCGCUCCCGGUGGCGAGUGGACGAAGCUACGAGAUCUCGAAUCGGUGGAGUGUGUGGCGAUCGAUUGGAUCGGUGAGCGACUGUACUACUCCAAUCCGGCCCAACAGCUGAUCGUGCGGUCGGGGCUGCUCGGUGAGCAACCUGAACCAAUACACAGUGUGAUGAACGUGCGUGAGAUACGGUUUGAUGCGUACCGUGGCUUCAUCUACUGCUCGUCCGGGCUGAUACUUGAGGCGUUCCGGCUGAACGGCAAAAGCCGCGUGCAGUACUUCAACGAGAAGCUGUUCACCGGCAAGCAGAUCAUCGGCAUGACACUUGAUCACGAUGGGCAGCUAUUGUUCUGGAUAGUGCGUAGUUACUCGCAUUCCCAUCUUUACUGGGCACCGCUCGCUGGCUCACCAUCCGCCAUUGCAGGUGGUGCUGGGACUGGUACGCUACCGUCGCUACCACUCACCGACCAGACGCCGCAAGGACCGCUGCUACACUUUAGCGAUCGGUUGCUUUGGCUAAAGGAAAGCCAGGUUGUGAUCGGUGAUGUUAAAGGUGAAAAUUUGGCCUACAUUCGCAAUCAUCAUCUGAAUGGUACGCGCGCACUAGCGCUUAUUGAUCCUGCGCCGAAAACGCCCACCAUCAACGUGUUGCCCGCUAGUGUGAAUGCUAGUACGAUACGCGUUACCGGUGAUUGGCGACGGUUUAACGUUAGCUGGACACCGGUCGAAAACGUCAACUACAGUACCGUGUUUUACAAACUCACACUAAAGCUGCCGGACGCGCGGGAUAUUGUGCAGGAACUAACCGUCCCGUACUUCGUGUACGGUGGCACUGGCAGUGAUGAUGGUGACGAUAAUGAUGUAGCCAGUGUCGAGCAUGGACCGAUCGCACCGUACACACCGAUCGAUAUAACGCUGCACGCCUUCACCUAUUGGCGAUCGUCGAGUUUCUCUAGCGUGCGGCGUCACACACCGGCUGGGAAACCCUCGGUACCGGUUGCACCGCGCGCCUACAUUCAGCAUCAUUACUUGCCAGGCACACACGAACUCAGCACCGGUAUUGUUUUCCGCUGGUCACCACCAACCGAACCGAAUGGACCGGUUGUAGCGUACCGGGUCGAUUGUUGGUCUAGCUACGAUGAAACGAAACGGAGGGUGUUGAUGGACGGUGUGGAAGUGCACAACGGACAUACGGAGCUGCUCAUACCCGAAGCGGUACAGCCGAACAUGACCUACUACCUGCAGGUGCGGAUGUGCAAUGUCGACCACAACGGUGAUCCGAGCGAAAUACGAUCGAUUAGUUUGAGGGACGGUCGGCCAUUGCCGUUGGUGUACGUUGCAACCCAUGAUCAGAUACUGCUGCUGGACCUUGAUAUGCGUAAGAAUAUCACUAUAGUAGCCACUGCCGUACCAGCCAUGCUUCUCACUGAGCUACGCUACGAACGGAAGCUGUUCUGGGUGAACGUUAACGGUGAGCUUUUCAUGCACGACGAUGCGGAUGGUAAGCGUAAGCUGGCACAGGUACCAUCGCGCGCUACCGCACUCACAGUGGACUGGGUCUCGCGUACCGUCUACGUGCGUGCCCAAACACCUUCCGGCAAUGGGAGUACGCUGCAUGCGUACGAUCUGAACCGAUUCGAGAGUGGUGGCUCGGAACCGGUACACCGGAUGUUCAGCCUACCAGCCGAACCUACCUCGAUCGAACUACUGCAGUACUUGCCGGACGUUGCCGAGCUGCUCGCCAUGUCACGAACGGCCCGUGCCGGUUACGUUAUCUCCCUUGAUGAACCGGAUCGUGAACCGAUCUCAUUCAACUGUGCAGCAGAGCCCGUAGACGAACGGAUGCAAAUGUUCUGUGACGAGUAUGGCAUCGAAAUGGAUGACGAUGGACAUCGCGGAACAGUGCAAGACGAGGACUAUCUGUACUGGAUCGGUACGAACAGCACGGUGAAUGUGCGAACACGCGACGAUUCACCCACCACGGGUAUGGAACCGUUCGCGAUACCAGGAGCCGUUGCAUUGCUGCCACUGCAGCAAAAGCAACGCUAUCCGCCCGAGCGCUGUCUCGUUCCCGUCGUCCAGCACAUCCAGUAUCUACCUGAGCAGUAUAAUAACACCGAGAAUUCCAUCACGCUGCGUCUACCGGAACCGGAACGACACGCCGACUGUGACCGACGGCCACCGGCAGUACGGUAUCGCAUCAUGUAUCAGCUGGAGAAUGAACCAACCGCCGACCUGUACGUGGACUACUCGUACGAGAUGAGCCGCACGAUUGGAAACCUUCGGCCGUUCACUAGCUACCGGUUUGGUAUAACGCUCACCAACCACUACCUCGCAGCGAGUCGUGCCGUCACCGAACGGUUGCUAGCCGGUGGGGAGACGACCGAAAUGCCUAAGCAGCACAUGCCGGUCGUUUUCCGCACGGCAGUGGGACCUCCAUCUCGCCCUGAAGACAUCACUGCAUUGCCGAUCAGCCCUACCGAGGCGAUUGUAAGCUGGACACCGUCGCGCCAAAAGAACAGUCACCAUGUAUGGUACGAAAUUUGGCGUGCGGAAACGGACGAGCACAAAAACCGGCAGCAGCAGCUUGUCACAGAUUUCAAAAUGGACGACACAUUCAUGACGGCGGCCAUUGUUCGGUUGCAGCCAAACCAGACGUACAUUAUUUGGGUGCGAGCGUACUCCAAUUUUCAUGCGUACAGCGAUAGUGAAAAGUUCCAGAUCCAAACGUUCCCAGAGCCGAGUGAUAUACAGCUACUAUCACUCAACUCGACUGGUAUACGGCUGCGGUGGAUCCCUCCCGCGAACUGUCGGAAGUACCGGAUACAGUACUCCAUCGCUGGACAAAACAGCUGGACGACGAUGUACGAUUCGAUGUCGCCAACGGUUUGGUACAACUACCAUUACGAGCUAAAUGAAUUGCUACCGAAGACAAAAUAUCAAUUUACCAUUCUGCUGUACUACCCGUACCGGGAGGAACCGUACCUGUGGCCAAGCGAUCGUGAAAUACUCUUUGAAACGAUGGCAGAUAAACCGGCCGCUCCAGGUCGGCCGACUGUGACAAAACUUCGGCAGGAUGUUUACAAAGUGAGCUGGGAACCGGCAAAAGAUAAUGGUGCCAUCAUUGAGGAGUACGCCCUGGAAGCACUAGUAACUCAGUCGAAACGAGCCGCUCGUUUAGUGAUGCCACCGGAGGAAGAGAAUGCACUGGUGGUUGGUACGAACGGAAGCAACGAUACUGGUUCAGUUACCGAGGUCGAAACAUAUGACGAACACUGGAGCCAGGUGUACAACGGUACGGAUGUGUACUGGAUUAUUCCAGAACGGCACGCCAUUCAGAGCAAUCUGUUUCGGGUACGGGCACGCAACUCGUACGGUUGGGGCCCCUACAGUGACGAAAGUCGACCUACUGGAGCGCAACUACAUGUGCAGCGUACUAUUGUCUACAUUGGAACCUUUGUCUUUACUAUCACCACGAUUAUUAUGUUCGUCUCAGUGAUGGUGGUAUUAAUGUUAAAGGCAACGAGAAAAAUGAAGAAAAUGGACUCGGCUAAUGCAAGACUUUCUGAUGUUGAGCUCGCAAACUUGCGAGAGCUUCCACGUCGUGGUAACUUUAUACAAACUACCAACAUCCUGUACAGCACGGGUUCUAUGACUGAUUCGGAAAUAGCGCUAUUGCCCCGCAUACGUCUCGACCAGAUCUUUAUGGCAAGUUCAUCGUUGCUGGGUAGUGGAGCAUUCGGUGAAGUAUACGAAGGUGUUGUGAAAGGCGUUGAUGGUGAAGCCGAAACACGGGUGGCAAUAAAGACUCUCAAAAAAGGAGCAAAACUACACGAGAAACAAGAGUUCCUACAGGAGGCACAGCUAAUGAGUAACUUUAAACACAAACACAUUACGCGUCUGCUCGGUGUGUGUCUUGAGGCGGAUGCCCUGCUCAUCAUUAUGGAGCUGAUGCAGGGUGGUGAUCUGUUGAGCUAUCUACGUCGCAGUCGCUCGCUUCCAGGCCAGGCGGCACGUCUGACGAUGCUCGAUCUGAUCUCGAUGUGCCAGGACGUGGCGUCCGGUUGUCGGUAUCUGGAGGAGAUGCAUUUCGUACACCGCGAUCUGGCAUGCCGUAACUGUCUGGUGUCGUCAACGGAUCCGCGCGAUCGCGUGGUAAAGAUCGGUGACUUUGGGCUGGCGCGGGACAUCUACAAGAACGACUAUUACCGGAAGGAAGGCGAAGGUUUGCUGCCGGUACGGUGGAUGUCACCGGAAAGUCUGGUGGACGGUGUAUUUACCUCGCAGUCUGAUAUCUGGGCGUUCGGGGUACUGCUGUGGGAAAUUAUGACGCUCGGUGAGCAACCGUAUCAGGCGAAGAACAACGUUGAGGUCCUUAACCAUGUACGCGAGGGUGGCCAUCUUGACCGACCGAAGGUGUGCCCGAACGAGAUGUACGAGCUGAUGCAGUACUGCUGGAGAUUCUCACCGGAUGAGCGACCCACGUUCCGGUACUGUCUGGAGGUGUUGAGAACACUGCGCGAAAAUACCAGCGAGGAUACGCAGAUCAUUGCACCGUUUCCGGCGAAACUGCAGCAAGAGGCCGUAUCGAAUCCGGCUUACCUGGUGUGCGAAAGUGGCCAGGUGUCACCACUGUCAGGUUCACUGCGCUAUGGUGGAAGCGACGUUGGAAUGAUCGCCACACCACCAACAUCAAGCAGUGGUAGCAGCGGUGCUACUGGUUGUCCCGGACCAAACACCCCAAAGUACUUGGAGCUGGUGUACGAAAAUAGUGGCGACCAGGACCAACCGGAUGGCUUCGGUGUGCCGCCGGACCGAGCCAGCCCGAUACCGGCGAUGCCCACCGACAAUGGUUACGAAAUACCGAUCACCGACAACCGUGCACAGUUCGUCGAAGCAGGCAGCAGCAGUCUGCCCCGCCACAGUAACCACGGUGGCCUACCUAACCUGCAGGUGCUGAUACCGAAUCUCUCAGUGCUGCUGCCGGACAGUACAAACGGAAGCGUCAGUCGAGACUGCCAGCAGAUGGAUACACACUCACCGGUUGCUGCUACCAGCAGUAGUAUUAUAGAGCGCGAGGAACAACACGUGAAAAGUUGAGUUGGUUGAGUUCGUGUAAGAUGGGAAACCCUGGCUGCGAGAUAGAUAAUAGUUCGGUGUACAGCAGGGAACUGACGACUGGUUUUUAGAUAGCUUAGUAAACAGUCAUAUGAGUUAAGAUAUGGGUUAGAUUGAUCGGGACAGAGAAACAGACAGACAGAUACAAAGAAGGUAAGUAGUAGAGUGCAGAAGCUUCAUAUCUCAACCGAAACAGUACGAAUGCUUCAGUGCCGUGACCCGUGAUAGUGUGACAAUGUUAGGGUAACUUCCGGUGCUUGCCUAAUCAGACACCAUCAUGAAUUUAGGAUUCGUUUUUUAAGUCAGUUAAAUAACUAAUCGCUUGCUAGGUGCCCGUCUGCCGUCUAUCUAGCAAGUCUAGUUGAAGAAUUCAUAUUUUAUUGAACCCUGAAUCGCACUGACAUUAGCUGUCCAGAAGCAAACAUGCCAGAUCUAGCUAUCGUACAGAUCUGUUAAUUGUACUUUUAGUGUGAAGUCUAUACCACUAUGUAAAUACUCAUUAUAGAACAAAGUCUAGCCUGUUCACGUGUGGCUAUAGAUCGAGAGAAGAAGAGAGAGCGAGAGAAAGAGAGGUGAAUAUAAAACAAACGCUUAGCUCGGACAAAAGUCCGAACAGCACCUCCAUACCUAUAAUGGGUCGAAAAAUGCCUGCUUACUAUAAUGCGUGCCAAAACACACACAAAAACCAAGGCACUGACAAGGCAAUGAGUUUCUAAUAGAUAAGGUUCAGUUCAUUUUAUUGUAUCGAGGGCUCUCUGAUAGACGUUUCCUGUGUUUUUUUUAUAUAUAUAUAUUUGUUUUAGUUUUCGUUGUGGGUGUAGAAUCUCGUUUCAUUCUUAUUUAAUCGAUUCUAUCGAUUUUAAUAUAUUACUCAACUAUUUACACAUGUCUAACGCAAGUAUUAUAUUUUGCGACGCACGCUAGUGCUCGCUUCGAAGCGUUACAAGAAAGGAUAGGAAGGUAAACCCGAACCCCAGUGCAGAAGAAACAGUCAAUAUCAAUAACGAUUAAAUAGCGGUUGAAACUAUUGUCGAAAUCUUUAUAAAGCUGUAUUAUCAUUAUCUAUUUACUACGCGUGUCGACAACCGUAUGCUUCAACCGGGAAGAUGUACGAUAAUUUAUAUUCUAGUUGCAGCUCAUUCUACGGUAAUUUGGCAUUGAAAAAGGUCUAAACCAAUGCUUCCACUCUGAAAUAUCCCUCUCCCAAUUGCUGCCCUAAGUUUUUGGCAAGUUUCCAGAAAGAGUAUCCUAUCAAAUGAACGCCAUGGAGCAUAAAUUUACUGCUAUAAAAAAUAACGUUCAGCAGUACGGACUUCUGAUUUCCAAUAAAUACUGUUCUUAAAUUGAUUA
Messenger RNA from Anopheles funestus (African malaria mosquito), 10031 nucleotides. RefSeq names its product protein sevenless (gene sev). Gene Ontology annotation, biological process: regulation of TOR signaling; multicellular organism development; cell surface receptor protein tyrosine kinase signaling pathway. The record is from RefSeq and is a predicted model, not a curated record. Lineage: Eukaryota; Metazoa; Arthropoda; Insecta; Diptera; Culicidae. The coding region runs from base 987 to 8663 and encodes 2558 amino acids. The transcript has 13 exons. Gene Ontology annotation, molecular function: ATP binding; protein binding; transmembrane receptor protein tyrosine kinase activity. Gene Ontology annotation, cellular component: membrane; signaling receptor complex.